CUUGACCUGUUGCAUAGGAAAAAUAUUAAGGUUUGCUGUGCUCAGAUAAUUGAAGAUUUAGAAGUUGCACUGGCAAUGCUUCACUUGGCAUCCUAUCCAUGCCUUUGUGAUCAACAUAAGUGAUAGGUUCUGCUGUAACAACUAAAGUGCCUCACUAGGUUUCCAGUUCAAGUAGACUUGCAUUGUUUUGGCUAUUUCCACUGAAUAAUAAAAGCUGGUUGACUGACUCUAGCUUAAAUGGAAGGGGUUUUAGAUACUGUUUUUGGUAUUCAUAUUUAUCUAUAUGUAAUUUAAAAUCAAGUUCUGCAACUUAGAGAUGGCUGGUGGUGUCUACACUUGAUCAUGAGAGGUUUCAAAAGGUGUAGUCUGCACUCAUACUAUUUAUUUAUUUAUCUUUCUACACCUUGGAAAACUUAUGGACUUUUAAAACCCAACUAGACAUCACUUAAAUGAUUCCCCUAAUUGGAUCAGCAUUGGUAAGGGAUCAUUUGAAUAUGGCAUGUCUAGUAUUAAUGGUAAACUUAAAGAAGAGCUUGUUGCUUGGGAUGAUGACUAGAUAAUCAAUAAAUGGUUCAACUAUUGUAGCAUGACUAUGGGGAUCCCUCUGGCUAAUCAUAGAUGAGUGGGAUGUCUAACCUGUGGUCAAGCUAAAUAGUGUUGGAUAUCUUUGAUCGGUUCUGUGAGCUGAGCUGUAUUUAUUGUAACAUAGUAACAUCGCUUUCAAUACUAUUACUGAACUAAUUUUUGUACAAACUAGGGUUGAAGUUGAUCUUGGACCAUCAGUAUAGGAGUAACAUUGCAAUUCUGCAAGUUUAGACAUUUAAAGUAAGGAAAUAUAUACUCACCAAAGUGUGUUCAGUCUUCACUAAAGCAAAUCCUGUGGCGCUGGUAGUGUUAUCAACUUAUCACUGGUAUCAUGUUGCACGAGGGUGUGUGAGUGCAUAUACACAAGCCCAGCGGAGUGCAUUUUCUGUCUUGUUAGGAAACAUAAGCUUUUGGGCAUUACGUGAUUACAAUCGAACAUUUGAACCUUGAUUAGAUAACUAUGGUUGGUUGGGCACCUUGCUUUCUUUUCUGUCAUUUUUCUUACGUAUUCCAGAUGCACGUCAUGGUCCUCUUGUUUCUGUCAUAUUUGUUUGUGCCUUCCUGUGCAGGGGUCCCAAUUGCGAAGACAAAAAAUUUCACCUACAAUGUACUGGUAGGAGCAACGAACAACUUUCAUCGAAGUAACAAGAUAGGAAGAGGAGGCUUUGGUACAGUUUACAAGGGGAUUCUCAAAAAUGGAAGAGAAGUUGCUGUGAAGGUGCUUUCAGCUGAGUCAAAGCAAGGAGAACGGGAGUUUAUGACUGAGAUAGACACCAUAUCUGAUGUCAAGCAUCCAAACCUUGUUGAGUUACUUGGUUGCUGUGUUUAUGGUCAUAACCGGAUUUUGGUGUAUGAAUAUUUAAAAAACAGUAGCAUCGAUCGUGCACUAUUGGGUUUUCAGAAGUCCAUAAAAUUGGACUGGGAGAAAAGGUCUGCCAUUUGCAUGGGGACUGCAAGAGGGCUUGCAUAUCUUCAUGAAGAACUUGUGCCUCACAUUGUGCAUAGAGACAUCAAAGCUAGUAACAUUCUUCUGGACGAGAACUUCCAACCAAAAAUUGGAGAUUUUGGAUUAGCUAAGCUUUUUCCUGAUAAUAUUACUCAUAUCAGCACAAGAAUUGCAGGAACAACGGGUUACCUGGCGCCAGAGUAUGUCUUAGGUGGUCAGUUAACUUUGAAGGCUGAUGUUUACAGCUUUGGAGUUCUGACACUUGAAGUUGUAAGCGGAAGAAGCAGCGGAAAUACUAAUUAUGGAGGUGGCCAGAAAUUGCUAAUGGAAUGGGCCUGGGAGCUCUAUGAAGGCGGGAAAUUGUUGGAUCUUGUCGAUGCAGAACUUGAGGAGUUUCCAAAGGAUGAGGCGCUGAGGUAUAUAAAAGUGGCCCUAUUCUGCACUCAAGCGAAUGCAAGCAGGAGGCCUUUGAUGAGCCAGGUCAUGGAAAUGCUCUCUCGAAAUGUAAAGCUAAAUGAAGAUCAACUCACGCCUCCUGGUUUCUUCGAAGAUUCAGGUCGACAAAGUCGUAAAACGUCAAAGAACAAGUCAAGUGACACCUCAACCAGCCGCCAGAUGAGUUCUUUUCCCAUCACAAUCACUGAGGUAGCCCCGAGAUGAAGUUGAAUCAUUUCCCCUGUUGUUAUUCAGUUAUUUGCAUGAGGCGUCUCUGGGCUUUAGGUGGUUUGUGGUAUAGCACAUAUGUAGAGUCAUGGAUCUCACGGAUUAUACAGAUUUUCAUAUUUGACGCAUAUCCUUCCAUGUUCCAAAUAGUAGAGGUGACAACCUGUCACGUUGUUUCUCAAUAAUUGAUAUUCUUUCCUAUGUAUAAGACACAAAUCAUAUUGUCAAAAUAGUUUUCCCCUUCCUUAA
Molecule: messenger RNA, 2443 nt
Organism: Salvia miltiorrhiza (redroot sage)
Lineage: Eukaryota; Viridiplantae; Streptophyta; Magnoliopsida; Lamiales; Lamiaceae
Product: cold-responsive protein kinase 1-like
Exons: 5
Coding region: 1046-2191 (381 amino acids)
Biological process (GO): protein phosphorylation
Molecular function (GO): protein kinase activity; ATP binding
Source: RefSeq, a predicted model, not a curated record